This is a messenger RNA of Lucilia cuprina (Australian sheep blowfly), 2118 nucleotides long. RefSeq names its product calcium-transporting ATPase type 2C member 1 (gene SPoCk). The record is from RefSeq and is a predicted model, not a curated record. Bases 29 to 1726 code for a protein of 565 amino acids. The transcript has a single exon. Gene Ontology annotation, molecular function: ATP hydrolysis activity; ATP binding; P-type calcium transporter activity. Lineage: Eukaryota; Metazoa; Arthropoda; Insecta; Diptera; Calliphoridae. Gene Ontology annotation, cellular component: endoplasmic reticulum; Golgi membrane; plasma membrane. Gene Ontology annotation, biological process: manganese ion transport; intracellular calcium ion homeostasis; calcium ion transmembrane transport.
CCAGACGGGUUCCACCAUUACCCCUGAAAUGUUAUUAACCACAGCAGAAUCUUCAACAUUUAGUGCCUCUGAGGUAGCUGGUCGCUUACAAGUCGAUGUACGCUCCGGACUAAAAUGGACCGAAGCAAAAUAUCGCGCUAAAAUUAUUGGUCACAAUGAACUCAAUGUUAUCGAAGAAGAACCUACCUGGAAGAAAUAUGCCGAACAAUUCAAAAAUCCACUCAUUUUAUUACUAUUGGGUUCGGCGGCCGUGUCGGUAUUUAUGAAACAGUUCGAUGAUGCUGUUAGCAUAACAAUCGCCAUUAUAAUAGUGGUAACAGUAGCUUUUAUACAAGAGUAUAGAUCAGAGAAGAGUUUAGAGGAAUUAAAGAAAUUAGUACCACCCGAGUGUCAUUGUUUGAGAGAGGGAAGGCUGGAAACAUUUCUGGCACGUGAACUGGUGCCGGGAGAUGUGGUGUAUUUGAAUGUGGGUGAUCGAGUACCGGCCGAUGUAAGACUGUUCGAUGCUAUUGACUUGUCUAUAGAUGAAUCCAGUUUUACGGGUGAAACUGAACCGGCUAGAAAAUGUACGGAUUUGUUAUUGAAUAAUACAGGGAAUAAAGAUCAUACGAAUAUGAAAAAUAUAGCAUUUAUGGGUACAUUAGUGCGCUGCGGCAAUGGCAAGGGUAUUGUAGUGAGUACCGGCGAAAGAAGUGAAUUUGGUGAAGUAUUCAAAAUGAUGCAAGCCGAAGAGGCACCCAAGACACCUUUACAAAAGUCCAUGGAUAUUUUGGGAGCUCAGCUAAGUUUCUACUCUUUUCUUAUUAUUGGUGUUAUAAUGCUAUUGGGUUGGUUGCAGGGUAAACCCUUAACGGAAAUGUUUAAUAUAUCCGUUUCCCUAGCAGUGGCAGCUAUACCUGAGGGUUUACCCAUAGUGGUGACGGUAACCUUAGCCUUAGGGGUUAUGCGCAUGGCUAAACGUAAUGCUAUUGUUAAAAAACUACCCACGGUAGAGACUUUGGGUUGUGUUAAUGUUAUCUGCUCGGAUAAGACAGGUACAUUGACCAAAAAUGAAAUGACAGUGACUGUAAUCAUAACCUCCGAUGCCUAUAUGGCAGAUGUUACAGGAGCCGGCUAUAAUGAUCAGGGUGAAAUACAUAUACGCAAUUGUAAUAACAUCGAAAUGGCUAAAGCUAAUAUAACGAAUCUCUUGGAAAUUGGAGCUGUUUGUAAUAAUGCCUAUAUACAAAAUGGCACUCUGCUGGGACAACCUACCGAAGGUGCUCUCAUUGCAGCUGCCAUGAAAAAUGGCAUGUAUGCUACGGCUGAAAACUAUGUACGCAUACAGGAAUAUCCCUUCUCAUCCGAUCAGAAAAUGAUGGCCGUUAAAUGUAUACAUAAGUACAAUAACAAUAAAGAAGAAAUCUAUUUUGCUAAAGGUGCUCUAGAUUAUCUUCUGCCGCAGUGUACCAAAUAUCAAUUUGGCACACAAACUAUGCCUUUGACUAAACAAAAUGAAGCGGAAUUUUUAGCGGAAGCUUAUGAAAUCGGACGUAAAGGUUUAAGAGUUUUAGCUUUGGCUAAGGGAAAAAAUUUACAGGAUCUUAUCUAUUGCGGUUUAGUGGGCAUAACAGAUCCACCAAGACCUUUGGUAAGGGAGUCUAUAGAGCUGUUAAUGCAAAGUGGAGUGCGAGUGAAAAUGGUGACUGGAGAUGCUCAAGAGACAGCAAUGGCAAUUGGUGAGUGAAUAAAUUUAUGUAAUUAUUUUGAAAAGAGUACUUUUAAGCACUUUUUGUAAUAGUACUUUUCUGACAAAUGUUUGACUUUGUGGGGGCUUCUACAUAAAACUUCAAAUUAUCCUUUUUCCAUUCCUCCUUUUUAGGUUUCAUUCUUAUUUAUAUCUAUUUGUUCUUUCUGUUGUCCUUUGUGCUGUUUCUUUGCGAAUUGUUGCUUUUGACUUUGUAUGUAAAUUUCCGAAAAAAACGCUGCAACGAACAUGACAUGUAACUUGAUUGUUAAACAUGUUGAAAAUGUUCAAAAGUUGACAUAAACGAAAAAGUACUUUUUCAUGUACACUUUCCACAGUCAAAAAACAAAAUGUCGGUCGAGGCCGACCACUUAAUACCCUACACCUUUUAC